UUUUGCCCGUUUUACAUCACAGAGACUGGAUGGGAGUCGCUGCUGCUGUUAGGAUGGGAAACAGGAAGUGAACGUCACUGACACAGGAAUGGGACUGUAAAAGGAAAACACCAUCAUGAUGAGGAGAACGUCAAAUCCACUCGUGUAGGAAACCAAAAUCCUCGUUUCAGCUCCAGGAAAAAAAGGAUGAAUGUUCGUGUCCGAGCGGAAAUUGAGGCAUCAGGAAGGGCCCCGGUGUGUUGCUAAAUGGAGUCAGAGCAGCUGUACCACAGAGGCUACUGCAGGAACAGCUACAACAGCAUCGCCAGCGCCAGCAGCGACGAGGAGCUGCUGGAUGGAGCCGGCGUUAUCAUGGACUUCCACACCACAGAGGACGACAACCUGCUGGAUGGGGACGCUACCUCCCCAGGGUCUAACUACGUCAUGUCUAACGGGGGCGGGGCACCCAGCAGUACCACCCACCUGUUGGACUUCCUAGAGGAGCCCAUCCCGGGUGUGGGGACCUACGACGACUUCCACACCAUCGACUGGGUCCGCGAGAAGUGCAAGGACCGGGAGAGGCACCGGAAGAUUAACAGUAAGAAAAAGGAGUCAGCAUGGGAGUUUACAAAGAGCCUGUACGAUGCCUGGUCUGGGUGGCUGGUGGUGACGCUCACUGGCUUGGCCUCAGGUGCUUUGGCUGGCCUGAUUGACAUUGUUGCUGAUUGGAUGAACGACCUGAAGGAGGGCGUGUGUCUGAGCGCCAUGUGGUUCAACCACGAGCAGUGUUGCUGGACUUCCAAUGAGACCACCUUCGCUGAAAGGGACAAGUGUCCUCAGUGGAAGAGCUGGGCUGAGCUAAUACUGGGGCAGGCUGAGGGACCCGGCUCGUACAUCAUGAACUACUUCAUGUACAUCUACUGGGCUCUGUCCUUCGCCUUCCUGGCUGUCUGUCUGGUCAAAGUGUUUGCUCCCUACGCCUGCGGCUCUGGGAUCCCUGAGAUUAAGACCAUCCUGAGUGGUUUUAUCAUCCGGGGAUACCUGGGCAAGUGGACCCUGAUGAUCAAGACCAUCACUCUGGUGCUGGCGGUGGCGUCUGGCCUCAGCCUGGGGAAGGAGGGUCCCCUGGUCCAUGUGGCCUGCUGCUGUGGGAACAUCUUCUCCUACCUCUUCCCCAAGUAUAGCAAGAACGAGGCUAAAAAACGAGAGGUUCUCUCUGCUGCGUCGGCGGCUGGUGUGUCUGUUGCUUUUGGAGCCCCAAUUGGAGGAGUGCUCUUCAGCUUGGAGGAGGUGAGCUACUACUUCCCUCUCAAGACGUUGUGGCGCUCCUUCUUUGCCGCCCUGGUGGCAGCCUUCGUACUGCGCUCCAUCAACCCGUUUGGUAACAGCCGUCUGGUACUGUUCUACGUGGAAUACCACACACCGUGGUACCUGUUUGAGCUCAUCCCUUUCAUCCUUCUGGGAGUUUUUGGAGGCCUCUGGGGCGCCUUCUUCAUCCGAGCCAACAUUGCUUGGUGCCGGCGGCGCAAAUCGACACGCUUCGGCAAGUACCCGGUUUUGGAGGUAAUCUUUGUGGCGGCCAUCACAGCUGUGGUUGCUUUCCCAAACCCGUACACUCGUCAGAACACCAGUGAGCUGAUAAAGGAGCUGUUUACCGACUGUGGGCCACUGGAGUCUUCGCAGCUCUGCCAGUACCGCAGCCAGAUGAAUGGCAGUAAGGCCUUCACCGACAACCCCAACCGGCCGGCAGGGCCCGGCGUCUAUGCCGCCAUGUGGCAGCUUUGCCUGGCGCUCAUCUUCAAAAUCAUCAUGACUAUAUUCACCUUUGGACUCAAGGUACCGUCAGGUUUGUUCAUCCCCAGCAUGGCUAUCGGGGCGAUUGCAGGGCGAAUCGUUGGCAUCGCCGUGGAGCAGCUGGCCUAUUAUCACCACGACUGGUUCUUGUUCAAAGAGUGGUGUGAGGUGGGGGCGGACUGCAUCACUCCAGGGCUCUACGCUAUGGUGGGGGCCGCGGCAUGUCUGGGCGGUGUAACCCGUAUGACUGUCUCCCUGGUUGUCAUUGUCUUUGAGCUGACCGGUGGGUUGGAGUACAUCGUCCCCCUCAUGGCUGCCGUUAUGACCAGCAAAUGGGUGGGCGACGCGUUUGGCCGUGAGGGAAUCUACGAGGCCCACAUACGUCUGAACGGUUACCCCUUCCUGGACGCCAAGGAAGAAUUUACACACGUCACACUGGCCAGAGAGGUGAUGAGGCCUCGACGCAGCGACCCGCCCUUAGCGGUGCUGACACAGGACGACCUGACAGUGGAGGAGCUGCAGAGCACUAUCAAUGAAACCAGUUAUAAUGGUUUCCCUGUGAUAGUGUCCAAGGAGUCGCAGAGGCUGGUGGGCUUCGCUCUGCGCAGGGACAUCACUAUCGCUAUCGAAAAUGCACGUCGCAAGCAGGAGGGCAUCAUGUUGAACUCCAGGGUGUACUUCACCCAGCACGCACCCACCCUGCCGGCCGACAGCCCUCGGCCCCUCAAACUUCGCUCCAUCUUGGACAUGAGCCCCUUCACCGUCACCGACCACACCCCCAUGGAGAUUGUGGUUGACAUCUUCAGAAAGAUGGGGCUGCGCCAGUGCUUGGUUACUCACAACGGGAAUGUGUUGGGCAUCAUCACAAAGAAGAAUAUAUUAGAGCAUCUGGAGGAGCUCAAGCAGCACACGGAGCCCUUGAUUGACGGCAUCUGAACCAUCGCCUUAACAACAACUUGGCGGCUUCUUGGUAUUAUCACAAAAAAAGAUAUCCUUCGUCACAUGGCUCAAAUGGCAAACCUAGAUCCCGAGUCCAUCAUGUUCAACUGAUCCGAUCCUUCCAGGACGGCCGGGGGGGAGGGGGAGACGACAGCGAGGAGGAGGUGCACCUCCUGGACGGCUCCAAUCUCUGACAUUUGGACCUCGUUUUUUAGUUUUUAGUUUCCAGCUGUAGAACCCUAACCUCGCAGACUGACUGUGGUUCCCAGAGACUUGGCGGCCAUGAGAGGGAAAAGACACGAUAAACGACUUUGUUAUUCUGGCUUCUGUGGACAUGGAGGUCACGGGUUGAAGACACUCACAAGUGAAGUACAAAAUCCCCCAAACGCCCACUUUUGCAUUGCAGUCACCUCAAACAUGCAUGCUCUCUCUUCGCGUACACAUAACCUGUAAAGAUUUACCCCUUUGCACUCUUCAUGUGCCUCACCCUUGUCCUGUCUCCGCUGAGGUCGUGGUAGACGUUGCCUGGCAGUGGACCGAGGUCAGAAUGAUCCGCUGAUGAGGGACGCGAUGAGUGACCUUAAACCUCCAGGCUCUGUUUAAAUUACUCACUUUCCUCCCCCACUGCACACACACCUGACCUGUCUGUCCUCCAGAUUUUGUGUGUGUCCCUGUGUGUGUCCGUGUGUGUGUCAGUGUGGCCGUCCCCGUCCUAGCGGCACUACAUUCCAGUCAGGUUACCAUAGGAACAGAGGAUGUGCACCUGCAAAAAGCCAGGAUCACAUUUUGGUCUAAAUGAGGUGUGUGUGGGAGAGAGGCAUAGAUGGGAACUGUAUUUUAAGAACUUUCCGAUGGAAGUGAGUGUUUUCUUUUCUUAACCAGCUUUAGCUGUGUGUGUGCGCGUCACAGGUCGAGUGUGUCUGGAAAGGAAAACAAUAAGAAAGCGUCCAUGUUGAGUUCUUCUGUGUACUGUUACAGGACACAAAAUAUAUAAAAUUUCCUUUUCCUUCGCAAACUAUUACUCUUGCCACUUUUAGACUUUUGAUCUUGCUAUAAUCAAUUAGGUUUUUACAACUUAAAUUAAAACAAAACUGUGAAUCUGCACUGUUUCAAGUGAUGGGUUAGUGUGUGAUUGGAGAUGGAUGGUGUUAAUGCUACAUGGUAACUUCUUGUUUUCUUUUUAGGAAAUCUGUCCACCUCUUUGGAUAAUUGGAUAUUUUCAAACAAACUAUUUUUUCCGUAUAUUACAUUUCCAUUAAUUUAUCAGAGGAAAAAUUAAAGUUAAACACGCCGUACAUCUUUGAAAGCAGCGACCUAAUGUGCUCAACAAAAACCUAAUUGUCCACCUGGAAAUGACAAAUAAGCUAAAGAGAUUUUCACAUUGUCCACAUCACUUUGAUUAAAUAGUAUUUCCAACAGUUGAUAGUGUGUGCCAGAUGUUUAAAGGUUGAGGCGUCUAAACAGUUGAGAUGUUGAUAUUUUGACACUUUAACAUGAUUUAAAAUGACAAAUACAGGAAACCAAAACCAGUACAAAAAAGGUCACUAAAGAACUAACAAUUGUUGGAUUUUUUUAUUUUUAUUACUCAAGGCCAAGUUUGGUUAAAUAACGCAAGUUAGUGUCUCUAAAGUGCUUGUUUUGUCCUCCCACCAGUCCAAAACACAAACAUAUUGGAGUCAUAAUGAUACAAAACAGAGUAAAGCUAUAAAUCCUCACAUUUUAGGAUCCCGGGCCAGCAAAUAUCUGCUUAAUAAUACUUUUGCUGCACAAACCCACCAGCACAACAUACGAUAGACCACUGAUUCCAGUACUAAAGUCAACCUUUUCAUUUCAAGCCGGAAAUAAGUUAAUUCUAUGUGAAAAAUGUCCCAGUUUCCCCCCCUCCCUCCCUUUACUUCUCAUGUCAUAUCCUGUCAUUCAACUCACGACCCACGUGAAGAACCACUGCUGUUAGCCACACACGCAUGUACACAUCUGCACGCUGCUUUUAGUGAUAGCAGGUUGUGCUCAAUCUUACUUGUCCAGUUUUGCUACAUCUGUAGAAGUAACACCUGCUACUCCCACCUGCCUUUCCCUUUUUGUCCUUGGAACAUGUAACGUGUUGUGAUCCUUUCAAGUGAAAACGAUAAAGGGAAAUGAAGUGAUGGAAAGAUUCAAGGGGGGACAAACGGUAGCACUUUACUUGUAGAGUGGCGUGUGCGUGUGCGUGUGCGUGUGCGUGUGCGUGUGCGUGUGCGUGUGCGUGUGUGUGUGUGUGUGUGUGUGUGAGAGGAAGGUCGGGUUCAUCCCAUAUACUUGUUUCCGUUGCAGCACUUGCUGUGUCAAAAGGCAGCAGAGCGUCGUCUUUGUUAACCAGUGGUGUUGCCUAACAUUGUAUUUCAUACUGAUCUCAAUGUUUUCUUUUUUUAAUUUAUGGUUAGUGUCGAUAGAGUUGUGCAUUAUGAAGAAUUUUACGUAUGAUUACAUUGAUUGUUUGAUUGUACAUUUAAGACAAAAUAUGUAAAGAUUAAAUUUUGUUUUAAAUUAAAAGAAACAAAAAGAUUCAAGUUA
Etheostoma cragini (Arkansas darter) is the source of this 5262-nucleotide messenger RNA. It is a transcript of the gene clcn3, whose product is annotated as chloride channel 3. NCBI's taxonomy places the organism in Eukaryota, Metazoa, Chordata, Actinopteri, Perciformes, Percidae. Gene Ontology annotation, cellular component: membrane; synaptic vesicle; early endosome. The transcript is spliced from 16 exons. Bases 247 to 2709 code for a protein of 820 amino acids. Gene Ontology annotation, molecular function: voltage-gated chloride channel activity. The record is from RefSeq and is a predicted model, not a curated record. Gene Ontology annotation, biological process: chloride transport; transmembrane transport.